Hyposmocoma kahamanoa is the source of this 1552-nucleotide messenger RNA. RefSeq names its product piggyBac transposable element-derived protein 3-like. The annotation marks the transcript as partial. The transcript is spliced from 3 exons. Gene Ontology annotation, molecular function: sequence-specific DNA binding. Lineage: Eukaryota; Metazoa; Arthropoda; Insecta; Lepidoptera; Cosmopterigidae. The record is from RefSeq and is a predicted model, not a curated record.
UAUUUUACCUCCUGAAAACUGCAAUGCAGAUGUGACAGAUGAAGAUUCUGGAGAUGAAAACUAUGUAAUGUUACACAAUUUACCAGGAUCUCAGUUGAGGGCGCCAGCAGAGUUUCGUUACCGAUCUGCAAAUUAUAGUGAUGAAGAUGAUGAUGAUGUCCCACUCAUACAGUUAUCAAAACGUAGGCGUGCGACUGCUGAAGAACUCAAUAAUUUUGAAGAGUCUCCGUCCACUUCAAAAUCAAGUAUACUCCUGUAUAGCGGAUACGUUGUUCUGCCUAGAAGAUGCAUGUACUGGCAAAAUGCUGCAGAUUGUGGUAUGCCUAUAGUUUAUAACGCUAUGUCCAGAGAUAGAUUUACAAAUAUAAUGGCAAAUCUCCAUUGCUGCGACAAUACAAAUCUAAAAUCUGAUGAUAAGUUUGCCAAGUUACGUAUUCUAUUUGAUAAGCUCAAUUAUUCUUUUUCUGCCAAUGCACCAUUUGAAGAGCAUCAUAGCACAGACGAGGCAAUGGUUCCUUAUUAUGGGGGCCAUCCGUGCAAACAAUUUAUUCGAGGAAAACCCAUAAGGUGGGGAUAUAAGUUUUGGGUUGGAGCAACACGCUUAGGUUACAUAGUUUGGUUCGAUCCAUACCAAGGACAGUCAAAUGCUUCAAACCAAUACAAACAUGCAUUGGGUUUGGGUGCCAGUGUUGUCUUGCAGUACGCAGAUGUGCUACGUAAAAUCAACAGUCAAGCUCCAUUUCAACUAUUUUUUGAUAAUUUUUUUACAUCUAUUCAUCUCAUUGAUGAAUUACGAGAGCGAGGUAUAAAAGCUACUGGAACUGUACGAGAAAAUCGUGUAGCUAAAUGUCCUUUGCCCACCAAUAAAGAAUUACAAAAGACACCACGAGGAACAUUCCGGUACCAGUCCACCAGCGCAGAACAGAUUCUGGUGUGUAAAUGGCAUGAUAACAGUGUGGUGACUGUUUCAUCAAACGCUGGGCGGGUUCAGCCUGUAGUAAAAGUGAAACGAUUUUCCCAACAACUGAAAAAAUAUGUCCUAGUUGAUCAACCUGCUGUUGUAAAAAAAUAUAAUGAACACAUAGGUGGAGUAGAUCGAUCCGACCAAAAUAUAAGUCUAUAUAGAACUUCAAUCAGAGGAAAAAAAUGGUAUUUUUCGUUGAUUUGUCAUGCAUUGGACAUGGCUGUACACAAUUCUUGGCAAUUAUACAAGAAUGAUGGAGAUUUGCUUAAAAUGUCAAUUAUUACGCCUAUACAUAAAAAGGGUACAAAAUCUGACAUGGCCAAUUACCGUCUCAUAGCAUUAGUUCCCGUGCAUUCCAAAAUUUUUGAGAAAGCAACGAAAACGAGGCUUCUCGACUUUGCUUCCAAAUACAACUUAAUAAAAUCAGAACAAUUUGAUUUCCAGCAAAAUAAGUCUACGUCCUUGGCAGUUUUCCAUCUGGUACAAGAAAUAGUCGUAAAUGUGAAUAAUACUACAUAUAUACCUACAACUGGUAUAUUCUUUGAUAUGACCCGCACCAAUGCGCGAUCAAUACUUCGUAUCCCAUGA